This is a messenger RNA of Nymphaea colorata (pocket water lily), 1358 nucleotides long. RefSeq lists its product as uncharacterized. The coding region runs from base 398 to 1234 and encodes 278 amino acids. Gene Ontology annotation, cellular component: membrane; endoplasmic reticulum. Gene Ontology annotation, biological process: lipid homeostasis. The transcript has 10 exons. NCBI's taxonomy places the organism in Eukaryota, Viridiplantae, Streptophyta, Magnoliopsida, Nymphaeales, Nymphaeaceae. The record is from RefSeq and is a predicted model, not a curated record.
AAUUUGUCUUGAAGUGCGAAUGUGAGGCAUGAAGCUGUUAGUCAGUCGUCCUAUAAAAUCCCGGAAAAAGUAAAAAGUGGGUGAAUAACCAAUUCCAACAAAUUCGUUGGUAGAACUUGUUGGGUAGUCCAUUGUGUCAAAUAACGUACCAUUAAUGUGUGAGAGAGAGAGCUGAAGGUUGAAAUCUGCACAGGGAUGAUUCUGCACUAAGAAAGGGGUACAGAUACAAUGCAAGCGCAUACUUCCGCAAGUAUCAACUGACUCAUACCAAAGGUAACAGACUCUCGCGCCCCUUCUACAUGCUUUCAUCCGGUCGCCUCUAUUUCGGAGUGGUUGGCUUUGAGGGCACUUCUUUUUGCUGGUUUUCUGAAAUUGGGUGUUGAUUAAAGAGAAAUGUAUGACGAUGCAGGUAUCUAAAACUGCAGUCAUGGCUAUCAAGGCUUACCAACACCAAGCAAAGUUGCUGUUUAAUGAUUAUUUACUGGCAGAUCCUUUUAUUCCAUAUACAUCAGUUAUUGGUGGAGUCCUCUUAUGCAAACUGAUCUAUGACCUUUCACAGUUUACAACCUUGUGGUAUUACAAGGGUUAUGCUGGUCUAAUGAAAAUACAACGUGCCGAAUGGGGCAACAGGUGCAUUUCAACUGCUCAUGCUAUUUUUAUCUCUGGUAUGGCCUUGUACCUCGUGUUUCUCUCAGAUGUAUUCUCUGACAGUGAUGGUCCCAUCACAUUCAAAAGCUCCUCCCUUUCUACUUUUGCUUUGGGGAUAUCAGUUGGCUACUUCAUCAGUGACUUGGGAAUGAUAGCUUGGUCGUAUCCUUCUCUUGGUGGAUUGGAGUAUAUUGUACAUCAUUUGCUCUCUGUGGUUGCGGUAGCUUACUCUAUGUUGUCAGGAGAAGGCCAAGUAUAUACCUUCAUGGUUCUUAUCUCCGAAAUAACAACUCCAUGUGUAAAUAUGAGAUGGUUUCUUGACACGGCAGGUAUGAAAAUGUCCAGGCUUUACCUGCUAAAUGGGGUUGUAUUGUUCUUCGGAUGGCUGAUAGCUCGAAUUCUCUUGUUUGGAUACAUAUACCACCAUGUUUAUUUGCACUAUUAUCAGGUCAAGCAGAUGUUUUUCUUUGGUUUCUUUCUGGUAUUUGUAGUUCCUUUUGCCCUGGCUGUCAUGAACCUCAUGUGGUUUGGGAAGAUACUAAAAGGCCUGAAGAAGAUACUGGCAAAGAGACAGCAAACCGAUUAAUGCAUGUACUUUCCGCUGCUUACCUAUUUUUAUCUUGCCCUCUUGUAUAGUCACUCCCCUCGCACCAUUUGUAGAGGCUGGAAUCGAGACAACAGAAGAAAGCAUUAUAGCUUGUCUGGUAGUA